This is a messenger RNA of Rubroshorea leprosula, 1857 nucleotides long. The record is from the annotation of a GenBank genome assembly. NCBI's taxonomy places the organism in Eukaryota, Viridiplantae, Streptophyta, Magnoliopsida, Malvales, Dipterocarpaceae.
GGCAGAGAGUUCAGGCCUUUUAAAAUACCGACGAAUUUCUCGUUGGUGAUGGUGAUAUUUUGCAAGAAUAAUCUCGUCGGUAACUUGCAAAUUUCUAGUAAAUGUUGUAAUUUAUCAUUGAUGACUCGGGAAAUGGUAUGGGAUGAUCUUAUUAAGAAUGGUUUUAUGAAUGCUUAUUUUAUUUGGUGGGCACAUGGUGAGACAUUUAUGAAUUCAGUAGAUCCAUGGUCUGCUGCUAAUUUGGGUGAAUCAUCACAUAGCCAAGAUAUACAACAUGAUGAAAGGAAUGACUUUCAUCAAAUGGUGUAUGAUGCAUUUUGUCCAGAGGAUGAUGACCAUCAGGAAAUGGAAGGCAAUUUCCCCGAUCAACAUCUGGACGAAGAACCGAACAACCAAGCCAAGGCAUUUUAUGACUUGCUUCAUGCAUCUACAAUACUGCUUGGUAGUUCCAAUAGAAAUGAGAUAGUGCUUAGUUGGCUCUCUUAUAUGUUGCACACUAAGACUGUAAAUAAUAUAACUGCUGGUGCUUUUAAUGCCAUCAUCGAAGGAUGUAGGAGGUUGUUAAGUGCUGAAGAUCAGGAAAAAGUCCCUGCAAACUUUUAUGAAGUAAAAAAAUUUAUAAAAGCACUGGAGUUAGGUUAUUUAAAAAUUGAUGCUUGUGUUAACAACUGCUUUUUAUACUAUGGGGAGUCUACAAAGACAUUGACCUCAUGUCUAAUUUGUGGAGAAGUGAGGUAUAAACAGAGAAAUCCAAGAAGGAAAAGACAAAAGGACAUUCCAAGGAAUUCUCUUUGGUACUUGCCAAUAAUACCUCACCUUCAGAGGCUAUACAUGUCUCGAAAAACAGCUGAGCACAUGACAUGGCAUCUAAAAUGUUGUGGUGAUACAAAUGAAGUCAUUCAUCCAGCACAAUCAGAAGCUUGGAGACAUUUUGAUCGCAUGCAUCCUUCUUUUAAAAGAGAACCCCGUAAUGUUCGAUUAGGUCUUGCCACUGAUGGUUUUAACCCUUGGGCUCAUUCUUCAACCCUUUACUCUUGUUGGCUAGUUUUUUUGACUAUCUAUAACUUGCCACCUGAGAUGUGCAUGCGACCGGAGUUUACAUUUCUUACAUUGGUCAUUGCAGGUCUAAAAAGCCUAGUUUGGGGUCCUUUGAUCGACAUUAGUAACUUUUUUCGUUUACUCUGUUCGCCGAUCAUCAAACCUAAUGAGAUGCAGGAGUGGGAGGCAAAGAUUGUUGAAACAAUUUCCAGAGUUGGUGGUCCUAUUCAAUUUCGUAGGAUGUACCCAUUUGAAAGGCUGAUGCGCAAACUUAAGAAGACCAUAGGGAAUAAAAAUCAUGUUGAAGCAUCAAUUGUUGAGGCAUAUAUAUUAAAUGAGAUAUCCCAGUUCUACUCUCGUUAUUUUGGGGAUGAUGUUCAAACAAGCUGGAAUCAGCCACCAAGAAACUAUAGUGGUAUUGGGAGCAACGUCCCAGAUAGAAUUACUCGGGGAUGGUUCGCAGCAUGUAAAAUAAAAUCUAGACAUCUUAUUGACACCUCAUCAACCUCAUCUUCAGCAGAGAUUGAUGACAUUUUUCAAGAUGAUGACCCCCCCAUAAUGCAAGGCUCUUCAUUAGCUACAGAUUUAGCUGCGUACCAAUCACUUCAACUCCAUGCAGAAGGUGUUACAGAAGUUGAGGUUAAUGCUGAUACAUCCGAAGAAGAUGAGGACUAUAGAGAGGAAGAGGACUAUAGAGAAGAAAAAGAUUUAGAAACUUCAGGAAAUAGUAGUGAUAGCAUUGAUGAGGAGGAUGAUUGUGAUGAUUGAUUGAAAUAUUUGUUAUCAUAUAUUAUUACUCAUUAAAUAUAUGUAUUGAAA